GGUGUUGGAUCAAAACGAGCUACAAGGCAGCAUCCCAGACGUGAGCUACAACGCAACCAAAUCACAGGAUCCAUUCCAGAUAGCAUUCAGAAGCUCUCUCAAUUGGUACACCUGUCUCUGUCUUUCAACCAGCUGUAUGGCAGAAUUCCUGGCACCAUUACAAAGCUCACGAGUCUCAUUCAGUUUGACCUCUCGCACAACUUUCUCACAGGUCCCAUAAUGAAGCCUGCAUCUCUCACCAACCUGGACUUGUCCAGCAACUACCUCUCAGGCCCUCUGCUGCCUGCUCUCUGCACCGCAUCUUAUGCUGCCAACUGCUUCACCCUCCCUGUUGGGUGCACUGCCGGGCCUCAACGCGAAGAGGCGGCGUGCAAUGCAUUCUGUGGCAUCUCAACCCUUGCUGACUCUGCCUCAGCUGCUUGCAGUGGCAAUGGCGAGUGUUACCCUGACGGAUCCAGCCUCGUCCCCACGUGUCUGUGUGAUGCGGGGUUUGAGACGUUUCAGCGUAUUAGCUGCGUUGCUGAAGGCAAGAGCCAAAACUAUUCUACCAGUCAGCAGAUUCUCCCCCCCUCCACCACCCUCACCGUCGGAACAAAGCCCGAGACGGUAGGGAGAUUCACCGGGGCACCAGUGACCCUAUUUGCGAACGGGACCGAGAAGUGCGGUGUGGAGCUUGCUUUCAACGCCACCUUCUCCUUCACCCUCAGCCCUCAUGUUUCGGGUGGCAACGGCUUUGCGUUCGUUAUCAGCGCCACUGCUAGGGUCGGGGGCCGUGCUGGUGUGGGGUACCAGGGGAUGGACAGUCGGAGCGUGGCGGUUGAGUUUGACACUCUAGAUAAUAAGGUGUUUCUUUCUGACACAGCAGAGAAGCCGGUGCAGCCGUUGCUCGAGAGGAGGGUAUUGCUGUGUGCCGUGCUGCGAGCCUACGGCCUGGAGUUAUCAGCUGAUACAUACGUGCCCAUGAAAAGCAGCCUGUUCACGCGCUAUGCAAGUGCCGACUACGUCAUGUCCGCCAGCAAGAACGACUCGUGGCGAUUCCGGGACUUUCACUCCUGGGACUCCGUGCCCUUCCUUGGCUGGCCCGUCAAAAAUCAAGAGGAUUGCAAUGCAUGCUGGGCAUUCGCAGUGGUGGCGAGCAUAGAAGCAGCAUACGGCAUUGCUACGAACAAGGAGGCACCGCAGCUGGCAGUGGAAUCUCUCUUCACAGCCAUGAACCUCUCUUCCUAUGAACACCAGUGCAAGAAUGGUGGCUCCCCUACAGAAGCGUUUGAGAAGUUAGUCGGUCUGCCCGACGGGGGACUCAAAAUGAGAAGCACCGUCACAGGGCAGAUUGCGGGUUCGCUGUUCCCGGUGCAAGGAUUUGAGCGCACACAGUUCAAAGGGUAUUUGGGACUCAUGCAUGCAGUGCAGCGGCAGCCAGUGGUGGUUCAUAUCGAGGCCUCUGCCACCUCCUUCGUACAAUAUGAUGGGACCUUCAAGUAUCAGGAUCCUGGGUGCUAUACGGGGAGUCUGAACCAUGCUGUACUCGUUAUUGGCUACUACAUUAUUAGAGAUGACGGCAGCCAGAACCGCAUAGCGCCUCCGUUUUGGAUCAUCCGCAACUCGUGGGGAGUGGGAUGGGGUGACAGGGGCCACAUGCGCAUGGACAUUCAGGGAGGGGAUGGCGUGUGUGGCAUCAACGUGCUGCCUGGCAUUUACCCCAUUGUCAAGAUCUCCGGGGACCCAUGCGGUUCAAAGAGCUUUCAACAGGACUUAGACCCUCAACCCACCAUGAACCCGUGUGGCCGCUUCAAGUGCCGGCCUGAUUCAAAGAGCAAAGGCAACACCUGUGACUGCAAGCUUCCAAAGGCGGCCAGGCAGCCGUUUGUAGAGGUCCGGAACGGAUACCUCUCCAACACAUGUGCCUAUGUGGACGUGUGUGGGUCAUACUUACGCAAUCCCUGCACCGUGGGCACAUGCAUCAACGAUGGCAAGGGCGCCUACUCCUGCGUCUGCCCUCCCAACUACAUCACCACCACAACCAUCGACAACUUCCCCACCUGCGACCCUGUGAAUGAGUCAGUUAGCAGCAUCGUAGUAAGCGGGGACAACUGGCAAUGCACUGAUGUCUAUCCUGCCAUGGGCCUCACAGCAACCAAGUUCACUCAGCAGAACAUGGCAAUCAACUGCAACAAGCCCCUCCAGAAGAACACAGUUCUGCAGGUGAUCGGUGGUCCCGCCAUUCCCUGCACUGCCUUCUUUUACACUCUUAAGGGGGACACCUGUCCCUCCAUCGCCAGCCAAGUGGGGCUCAACCAGAGCCGCCUCACGGGUCUCAACCCUGGGCUUGACUGCUCCAAGGUCGUGCGGCCCGGUCAAUCCGUGUGUGUGGAGCGUAAUGCCACAUACGCCUACACCGUUCCUCAGUGUGUCAAGUACGGGAUGCUGACCAAGCAAGACACGUGUGAGCGCCUGCUCGAGCGUAUGACGGAUAGAGAUGACUCUUCCCGUGCGAAUUCUGCGAGUCUGUGGGCCCAGCUGUACCGCAACAAUCCUGGGCUGGUCUGCUCUGACCCUAUUCCGGACUCGGUUGCUUCUGCUGGCAGCAACGCUGGUGUUGAGGUGCGUGGUGAUCGGGAAGGGGGGCGGGUGGAUGAAAUGCAGAUGGUGAGGAGAGGAGGAUUGUGA
Molecule: messenger RNA, 2667 nt
Organism: Closterium sp. Naga37s-1
Lineage: Eukaryota; Viridiplantae; Streptophyta; Zygnematophyceae; Desmidiales; Closteriaceae
Source: the annotation of a GenBank genome assembly